This is a messenger RNA of Moesziomyces antarcticus, 810 nucleotides long. RefSeq lists its product as uncharacterized. Gene Ontology annotation, cellular component: nucleolus; U12-type spliceosomal complex. Gene Ontology annotation, molecular function: RNA binding. Lineage: Eukaryota; Fungi; Basidiomycota; Ustilaginomycetes; Ustilaginales; Ustilaginaceae. Gene Ontology annotation, biological process: positive regulation of mRNA splicing, via spliceosome. The record is from RefSeq and is a predicted model, not a curated record. The coding region runs from base 1 to 810 and encodes 269 amino acids. The transcript has a single exon.
AUGUCGCGCCCACCCGAGCUCGACCGCAAUCAGGAUGCUACGUGCUACGUCGGCAACCUCGACGAGCGCGCCACGGACGCCAUCGUGUGGGAACUCAUGAUCCAGGCGGGUCCGCUCGUCAACCUCCACCUGCCCAAGGACCGCAUCUCGCAGACGCAUCAGGGCUAUGCUUUCGCCGAGUUCCAGACGGAGCAGGAUGCAGACUACGCAUGCAAAGUCAUGAACGGCCUCAAGCUCUACGGCAAACCCAUCCGCGUCAACAAGGCCUCCAACGAUCGCAAGCAGAUCGACAUUGGCGCUAACCUGUUUGUUGGCAGUCUCGACCCGGCCGUAGACGAGCAUCUGCUCUACGAGACCUUCUCUGCAUUCGGCACGAUCGUUGGCUUGCCCAAGGUGGCACGCGAUCCGGCCACGGGAGAGCCCAAGGGAUACGCGUUUGUGUCGUUCGACAGCUUCGAGGCGGCGGAUGCUGCGGUCGAGGCGCUCAAUGGCCAGUUCCUGCUCAACAAGAACAUCACCGUCGACUAUGCGAUAAAAAAGGACAGCAAGAAUGGCGAGAGGCACGGCACUGCUGCCGAGCGUUUGCUGGCUGCACAGGCUCGCAAGAACAAUGCGCUUCCCACACAGCAGUACCCGCCAGCACCACAUGCCUUGGCACAGCCGUAUGCGCAACCACCCCAGACCAACGGCGCGCCACCGCAGGCGUGGAACGCAUACCCGCAAGGCGCACCGCCGCAACAGCCUGGCGCCUACGCCCCUCCCAUCCACAUGAACCCAGCUCCCCCAGCCUAUCCACACUACCCGCAGUGA